Molecule: messenger RNA, 1297 nt
Organism: Vicugna pacos (alpaca)
Lineage: Eukaryota; Metazoa; Chordata; Mammalia; Artiodactyla; Camelidae
Gene: NDUFA5
Product: NADH:ubiquinone oxidoreductase subunit A5
Biological process (GO): respiratory electron transport chain
Cellular component (GO): respiratory chain complex I
Source: RefSeq, a predicted model, not a curated record
CUGUUUCCAAGGUGACGGAGAGGCGGCCUCGGCGGUGGAUUGAGCGGGUCUGAUAGAGGUUCCCAGAGGGCUGCGCGCCCCGGCUGCUCGGUGCUGUCAUGGCGGGCGUGCUGAAGAAGACCACUGGCCUUAUGGGAUUGGCUGUAUGUGAGAGUCCACACGAGAGGCUAAAAAUAUUGUACGCAAAGAUUCUUGAUGUUCUUGGACAAAUCCCUAAAAAUGCAGCAUAUAGAAGGUACACAGAACAGAUUACAAAUGAGAAGUUGAGUAUGGUUAAAGCGGAACCAGAUGUUAAAAAAUUAGAAGAGCAACUUCAGGGUGGCCAAAUAGAAGAGGUGAUUCUUCAGGCUGAAAAUGAACUAAGUCUGGCGAGGAAAAUGAUACAGUGGAAACCAUGGGAGCCUUUAGUGGAAGAGCCUCCUGCCAACCAAUGGAAAUGGCCAAUAUAAACAUCAUUAAGUGACCUGUGUGUUGAUGGGAAACUGAUGUAAUUAAAUAUUCUGUUAUAUUAAAAAUGUUUCCAUAUUAUUAACAUAAUCAAGAAAAUUGAUACCGAACAUAUUUAGGAGACUUGUUAAACUUGAUGAGAACGGUAAUAAGGAUUUGUGAAACAGUUUUUAAUUUAUAAAACAUUCAUUCAGAUUUUUUCAGAGAUGAUAUUUUUUUAAACAGAGAGGGUAUGGGGAAGUUUGGAAAGUUAAUUGGGAAACUUCCUAGAGAUUUUCAAUGCAGGGUUCAUAUUCAAAAGGUGAAGUAUUUUUAGUGGUAUCUUCACAUUGUUUAAUUUUUUUUAUCCUGAAAAAAAAGAAAAGGUACUUUAUUAUUAUUGUUUGAACAAAUUUAUAGGUCACUGUUUGAAGUGAAAUAGUAAGAGUAAAAACCAUCAAAUUAGAAUUUAUUGUGCAGUUGAGAAAAUUUGUUUGGUAUUUGAAAGAGUUUUUUUUAAUUUAUAGAGGUAGUUGGAUAAACUUACUUUUUUCUUAUUUAAGGAAGUUAUCUUUCUGGCCCUUUGCCUUUUUUUUUUGAUCAACCAAAGUACGUCAAGAUAAAGAUAGAAUUUCUGUAAAAGAAGAGACAUUCAGAGUUUCUAAAGUUUCUAAAGACAUACAGGUAGGCUUGUUUUGAGAACAUCUUAGUUGUAUGGUUAUAACUUCAAAGUGGAAUCACUAAGUAGUUUUCACUAAUGUCCAAUAUUAGUGCAGCUAGAUAUCAAACAAGAUAAAUGCUGUUCAAAGAAAGAAGCAGUUUGGCAAGUUUAAGGGUAAACAAAAAUAAAAUUACUUUUUAUAUGUCCUCA